Messenger RNA from Boleophthalmus pectinirostris (great blue-spotted mudskipper), 1107 nucleotides. RefSeq names its product growth hormone secretagogue receptor a (gene ghsra). The coding region runs from base 1 to 1107 and encodes 368 amino acids. Gene Ontology annotation, biological process: G protein-coupled receptor signaling pathway; hormone-mediated signaling pathway. Gene Ontology annotation, cellular component: plasma membrane. Gene Ontology annotation, molecular function: growth hormone secretagogue receptor activity. The record is from RefSeq and is a predicted model, not a curated record. NCBI's taxonomy places the organism in Eukaryota, Metazoa, Chordata, Actinopteri, Gobiiformes, Gobiidae. The transcript is spliced from 2 exons.
AUGCCCUCUUGGCCCAACCACACUCAGUGCCUCUCCGUCAGUAACAGCAGCGGGGAGAACUACAACAGCACAUGCGACUUUCCUACUCUGAGUUUACACUCCACCCCGCUCCUCACGGCCACCACAGUCGCGUGCUCGCUGCUCUUUCUAGUUGGAGUAGCGGGGAACGUAAUGACUAUUCUGGUGGUGAGUAAAUACAGAGACAUGCGGACCACCACCAACUUGUACCUGUGUAGUAUGGCGGUGUCGGACCUGGUCAUCCUUCUGUGCAUGCCUCUGGACUUGUACCGGAUGUGGAGGUACAGACCGUGGCGCUUUGGAGACGCGCUUUGUAAACUCUUUAAUUUUGUGUCCGAGUUGUGUACAUAUUCUACUAUUCUCAGCAUCACCGCUCUCUCCGUGGAGCGCUACUUGGCGAUCUGUUUUCCAUUACGCGCCAAGGCUCUGGUCACCAAAAAACGUGUGCGCGCGCUGAUCCUUGUUCUAUGGACCGUUUCUAUGAUGAGCGCGGGACCCGUGUUUGUUGUGGUGGGGGUAGAACGGGACAACAGGACCGACAUGGACCCGGAGGACACGCGCGAGUGUAAAAUGACGCAAUACGCACUGGAUUCGGGGCUGGUGGGCGCAAUGAUGUGGCUCAGCUCCGCGUUCUUUGUCAUGCCCGUGUUCUGCCUCACGGUUCUUUACAGCCUCAUUGGCCGAAAACUGUGGCAAAGACACCGGGAGACCUGCAUGAGCUCCCGGAUCGCGCACAGGGAACGGAGCAACAGGCAGACAAUCAAGAUGUUGGUGGUUGUGGUCUUCGCCUUCGUCCUGUGCUGGCUCCCUUUCCACGUUGGCCGGUACCUGCAGUUCCGCUCUCUGAAUACCCAGUCCCAGCUCCUGUCCACUCUGUCUGGAUACUGCAGCCUGGUGUCUGUGGUCCUCUUUUACCUGAGCGCCGCCAUUAACCCCAUCCUCUACAACACCAUGUCCUGGAAGUAUAGAAGGGCGGCCGCUCGACUCUUCGGACUCACGGACAAUAACCAGCCUCACAGAUGUCGCACGGCCAGCAACUUAAAGGGACAGUGUUCAAACAUCUGGAAUGAGUCCACGGCUAGCUUUUAA